AUGCACCGUCUCCCGCCUUUGACCACCAGAAUAGUCCAAGUCUCCUGUGCCAUUAUCUGGUGUCUUGUAGCCGCUGGGCCCGUUUUUGGGUUUGCUGCGCUCAAGCCUAUCCUCAUAAGUGAAGGCAUUUAUAGGGAGAGAUGUGAGGCUUCUUCUGCCGGGUUGGCCCUCUGUGAUGAGCAGGAUUUGUCGUUGAAUUUCCUCUUUACACUUGCAUGCAUGGUGACUAAUAUUUGUGCUCUUCCAGUCGGAUCCAUUCUUGACUCGUUUGGGCCAAAAGUUACGGGCAUAAUCGGCUCUAUAUUGUUGGCUCUCGGUGGCUUGACGAUGAGUUUUGCAGCCCACAUUUCGUUUGUAGAUCCAUAUCUAACCGGUUAUACUUUUUUGGCAUUGGCUGGUCCAUUCGUGUUCAUCUCCUGUUUUCAAUUGGCCAACAGCUUUCCAAAGAACUCGGGCCUCGUAUUGGCUUUACUCACUGGUGCUUUCGAUUCAUCUUCAGCUUUAUUCCUAUUCUACAGAUUGUACUAUACCGAAAUUCUGCAGUUGCCAUUAUCUAGGUUUUUCAGCUACUAUUUGGCCGUACCAGUAUUUAUUUUCGUAGCCCAGGUGUUCAUCAUGCCUACAGAAUCGUACAAAACAAUCGGAACAUUAGCCAAAAUUGCUGAAACCGGAAUUGACGAGACUGGAAGACCUUUGGAUGACGAUUUAUUACUUCCAGAGGACCGCAAUGAUGAUUCCACAAUUCGUUCAGAAUUUAUCAUCCAGCCUUCUAUCACGGAAACAACUUCCUUGUUAAUGCAUAGAGCCUCUUUUGGUAACGCCAGAAGAGCAUCAGUGAUUCUGCGAAAUUCUAUAGCUUCCAGAAACUCAAUGAAGUCAGUCUACGAACAGGAGGCAGAUGCUAUACUUACCCACAAAUCUGGUGGAGUAUUUGGCAUCUUGCACGGUUAUCCUAUAACAGAGCAGUUCCAUUCAUGGUGGUUCUACUUGAUGACGAUUUUUACCACCAUCCAGAUGUUGAGAAUUAACUUCUUUGUCGCCACAGUCAAGGCUCAGGAAUUAUACUUAUACAAUGGAGAUGAAGAGAUAGCAACUGCUAUUAACCAAUUCUUUGACUUGGCUCUACCUCUAGGAGGAUUAAUCGCUAUUCCUUUCAUAGGAUUGAUUCUAGACAACUUGACCACACUAGCAGUAUUGUAUAUCUUGACAAUCUUAUCAGUUUUCAUAGGAGUAAUGGGCUUUUUUUCAUGGUUACCUGCUACGUAUGCUGGAAUCAUGGCCCUUGUCGUUUACCGUCCGUUUUACUACACCGCUAUCAGUGAUAUCAGUGCCAAAAUAUUUGGCUACGAUAAUUUCGGCACUAUCUACGGAACCAUCAUUGCCUUUUCAGGUUUCUGUAAUAUCCUACAACAGGUAUUUGACAAGGUAACACACGAGGUCUUCCAUAUGAACCCUACCCCAGUCAACCUUUCUCUUACAGCACUCACUGCUAUCAUUGGCUCAUUGAUGGUGGCUUACGUGAGAUCGAAGGAAUUGGAAUUAAAGAGAAAAAACUUGGAAAUCGAAGCACUGGAAGCUGCCAGUGAGUUCAUUCCUACGUAG
Messenger RNA from Scheffersomyces stipitis CBS 6054, 1602 nucleotides. RefSeq lists its product as uncharacterized. The record is from RefSeq and is a predicted model, not a curated record. Gene Ontology annotation, cellular component: fungal-type vacuole membrane. The transcript has a single exon. Bases 1 to 1602 code for a protein of 533 amino acids. NCBI's taxonomy places the organism in Eukaryota, Fungi, Ascomycota, Pichiomycetes, Serinales, Debaryomycetaceae.